AUGUCGCCGGCGCCGGAAUAUUCCUUUGCCGUCGAAUAUGAUGGACCUCCAUUAGGUUACGAUCUUCCCCGAGCAGUUCCAAUUACCGUCGACGACAUUCCGGUGGCAGCUGUUGUUUCCCAGGUUCCUCUUUCUGAAACUCUCUCUUUACCGGUUGUGCAGCCUCUAUUUCCACCGCACCAUAAUACUGUGAAAGAGCUUCGAGCAUUAAGCUCCGAAUCUAGGGUUUCUAAAGAGCUUGAAUUAGCUUUAGAGAGAACAGUUUCUCCUACUUCUGUUAUUGCCUUUGAUCACCGAGCUUCUCAGAGUAAUGUUUGUGAGCUUUCCGGUGAGUUAAGCAGCUCCGGGCCGUUUGAUUUCUCGAAUGGAAAUGGAGUCUCCGGCGAGUUUUCAGAUGUUGGUGAUUCUUCGAGGUUGCGUGAAGAAUCAAGCUCGAGUGAGUUACCGAGUGGAGUUAGUAGGAGCACUAGAACUAGAAGCUCUAGUACUUUGGAGUUUAGUGCUUUGAGGGUUUCGAAUGAUGAUGAGAAAGGGAGUUUUGAUUUUAACGAGUUAAACCAACAAGAUUGGGGUUCUGCUGAGUCAGUGUUGAGUUUAGAGUAUCCAUCAACUCGCGUUUCUUCUUUGAAAGCUGAGGAUUGUGAUCCUAAACGUGUUCCUGCUGUUACUUUCGAUGUGGACACCGAUGAUGAUGAUGGUGCUUUGCAUGAUGAGUUUGAUGUUGAGGAAACUGUUACAAGACCCGUUAAAAGGGAGCCUCUAACAAAGGGGAAAAAAGGGUCUUGUUAUAGAUGUUUUAAGGGGAAUAGGUUCACUGAUAAGGAGGUUUGUUUGGUUUGUGAUGCAAAGUAUUGCAGUAAUUGUGUGCUUAGAGCAAUGGGGUCUAUGCCUGAAGGUAGAAAAUGUGUUACUUGCAUUGGAUUUUCUAUAGACGAAUCCAAUAGAGCGAAUUUAGGGAAAUGCUCUCGGAUGCUUAAGCGAUUGCUUAGUCAGUUGGAGGUUAGACAGAUAAUGAAAGCAGAGAAAUUUUGUGAAGUAAAUCAGCUUCCACCCGAAUACAUUUGUGUGAAUGGGAAACCACUUUCUUAUGAAGAACUGGUUACCUUGCAGAACUGUCCAAAUCCUCCAAAGAAGCUUAAGCCAGGAAACUAUUGGUACGAUAAAGUAUCUGGAUUUUGGGGGAAGGAAGGACAGAAGCCUUCCAAUAUAAUUAGUGCUCAUCUGAAUGUUGGAAGCCCCAUUCAACCAGAUGCUAGCAAUGGAAACACACAGGUUUUCGUAAAUGGUCGAGAAAUUACAAAAGUGGAGCUUCGAAUGUUGCAGUUGGCAGGAGUUCAGUGUGCAGGCAACCCACAUUUUUGGGUCAAUGAGGAUGGUUCCUAUCAAGAAGAGGGACAGAAGAAUACACGAGGGUAUAUAUGGGGAAAGGCUGGAACCAAGCUUGUAUGUGCUUUCCUGUCCCUGCCAGUUCCUUCUAAAUCUUCAAAUUCUCUUGGAGAACAACACUCCAAUAUGGCCGGCAGAUCGAAUCCUGACUACCUUGAGCAUGGAAUAGUUCAGAAGCUUCUCUUGGUUGGUUGCAGUGGCUCUGGAACAAGCACUAUUUUUAAGCAGGCCAAGAUUCUUUACAAAAGCAUUCCCUUCUCAGAAGAUGAGCAUGAAAAUAUAUUAUUGACCAUUCAGACCAAUGUUUAUACUUACCUUGGCAUACUCCUUGAGGGCCGUGAGCGCUUUGAGGAUGAAAUAUUGGCAGAUUCAAAGAAAAGGCAAUCUUCCGUGCUUGAUACAACAGGAACCAGUUCUAAUCCUGUUGACAAGACAGUAUAUUCCAUUGGUCCAAGGCUGAAAGCAUUCUCUGAUUGGUUGCUAAAAACUAUGGCAUCGGGCAAACUGGACGCAAUCUUUCCUGCUGCUACUCGUGAAUAUGCACCAUUGAUUGAGGAAUUGUGGAAUGAUCCUGCCAUUAAGGCCACGUACAAAAGAAAAAGUGAAUUGGAAAUGUUGCCUAGUGUUGCCAGUUAUUUCUUAGAGCGGGCUGUCAAAAUAUUAAGGACAGAUUAUGAGCCCUCGGAUUUAGACAUCCUCUAUGCUGAAGGAGUUACUUCAUCAAAUGGGUUGGCUUGUGUGGAGUUUUCAUUUCCCCAAUCAGCCCCCGAAGAAACUGGAGACACUACUGAUCAAUAUGACUCUUUGGCUAGGUAUCAACUAAUUAGAGUGCAUUCAAGGGGGCUAGGAGAAAAUUGCAAGUGGCUAGAGAUGUUUGAGGAUGUUGAAAUGGUCAUCUUCUGUGUGUCCUUGAGUGACUAUGAUCAGUUUUCUAUCGAUGGGAAUGGUUAUCUCACUAACAAGAUGAUAUUGAGCAUGAAGUUUUUUGAAACCAUUGUCACACAUCCAACUUUUGAGCAAAUGGAAUUCAUGUUGAUAUUGAACAAAUUUGAUCUUUUUGAGGAGAAAGUCGAACAAGUUCCUUUGACCAAGUGUGAUUGGUUCUCUGAUUUUCAUCCAAUAACUAGCCGCAAUCGCACCAACAGCAAUAGCAACAGCAUUAAUAGUAACCCCUCCCUUGGUCAGCUGGCUUCCCAUUACAUAGCGGUUAAGUUUAAAAGGCUUUAUUCAUCGCUUACUGGACGAAAGUUGUAUGUUUCUGUGGUGAAGGGGUUGGAACCAGACAGUGUUGAUGCAUCCCUUAAAUAUGCCAAGGAAAUUUUGAAGUGGAGUGAAGAGAAGCAAAACUUUAACUCAAGCGAGUACUCGAUGUAUAGCACUGAGGCGAGUUCAUUAUCUCAUUGA
Lathyrus sativus (Indian pea) is the source of this 2790-nucleotide messenger RNA. The record is from the annotation of a GenBank genome assembly. Lineage: Eukaryota; Viridiplantae; Streptophyta; Magnoliopsida; Fabales; Fabaceae.